AUGUCCGCCCGCGCUACACCCGCCGAGCGUGCCGCUCAGAUUAUGAUCAAACGUGUUGCUCGUGUUUGUCAUCUCUAUCUAGCAGCUGCUUUGCGGAUGUGCCAUCGAGCGACUCAUCUCCCCCGAAACUACGUCACAGAGGUCUCGAACUUCUGCCGCAGCAUUGCAGAGUUGGAUCCGUGUGCCACGAAUUUGAUGCUACCCGUGAGCACUCAAUCACCUUAUAUCCCCUACAUCUAUGGUCUGGGUCAGAUGCAGGCAAUAUAUGAUCUUGCCUCUGUUAUCGCGCGAUCGCUUCUCGCAUUUGAGGCUGAUCACGGGCGACUUUCGACUUUGAUCGAAAACUUACCCAGAGUCACUCUACUUUGUCAAUCCAUUCGCACUGUGCUCAUCGACCUGGUCUUGGACGUCCCCCUCCACUUCCGUAUCAAGACGCCCGAAUGGGUCACCAAAGCGGAAGAGUGUGUGGCGCGGGUAGAGCGGGUGGUGGAGUUGUCAGCGACAUGCAACGAUCUUGAUGACAUAACAUUGCAGCUAUUCAACCCCAAGGGCAUCUGGGGUAUCGUUGAGGCGAUGCAAGACAAUGUUCUGGGAGAGAAGAUUCUGGAGACUGUCGACGACAUCGCCUUUCUAUUGGAUCGCACGUUAAAGCACAUCAUCGACUGCAGAGGACGUGGUAUCGACAAGACCUCGGCGGAAACACUGCAAGAAAUCCUUGAGCUUCUGGCAACGAUAUCGAUCUGCCUUCAAGUGCUGGUGGAGUACUCAGAUGAUGAAAGUCAACUCGCUGACUCCUUUGGUUAUGCUGGGGAAGUUGAAGAACAUGUAUCGCGACUCAAUGUGCUUGCCAUGACAAUGAUUGACGUGUAG
This is a messenger RNA of Cryptococcus wingfieldii CBS 7118, 870 nucleotides long. RefSeq lists its product as hypothetical. The record is from RefSeq and is a predicted model, not a curated record. Bases 1 to 870 code for a protein of 289 amino acids. Lineage: Eukaryota; Fungi; Basidiomycota; Tremellomycetes; Tremellales; Cryptococcaceae. The transcript has 6 exons.